Messenger RNA from Paramacrobiotus metropolitanus, 3087 nucleotides. RefSeq names its product atrial natriuretic peptide receptor 1-like. Gene Ontology annotation, molecular function: protein kinase activity; guanylate cyclase activity; peptide receptor activity. The record is from RefSeq and is a predicted model, not a curated record. The transcript has 23 exons. The coding region runs from base 18 to 3008 and encodes 996 amino acids. NCBI's taxonomy places the organism in Eukaryota, Metazoa, Tardigrada, Eutardigrada, Parachela, Macrobiotidae. Gene Ontology annotation, biological process: receptor guanylyl cyclase signaling pathway; cGMP biosynthetic process; intracellular signal transduction.
AUCCGAAUAAAUAUGCCAUGAAUCUUGCCGGUGCAGCUUUCGUCUUGUUGACCAGGUUAUUGUUAACAAAUGGGUUUAGUCUUAAUUUUGUACAAGUGAUUAUCGGGGAUAAUUUGUUGUAUGGAUAUUAUGCUGCCGGACCGUUUAAUGAUGUGGCCUUUGACGCCAUGACCAAACUGUAUCCUAAUGUCUUCGCCAAUGCCACCCGGAAGGUUUUCUAUAAACCCAAUAUACCGUCUUGUAACGAUGCCGGUGAUUACAUGUUCGGUGUAACGGGGGAAAUAUACGACGUUAUAUCGAAAAUUAGCGGAUUUACGAUUCUUUUAUCAUCAGGAUGUAGCCUGGAACUGAUGCCGCUGGGAGACUUUGCACGUGAAGUCAACCUUCCAUUGAUGGCCAGUACAUCUGCUGAUCUGAUGUUCGCCAACGCCAAACGCUUCCCAACGAUAAUUACGUUCGGACCACUAGGUCAAGGAAGUCAUUCCUCGGCUGCACGCGCAUUCGUCAAGCAGUACGGUUGGCGCACGGUGACCUUAUUCUGUGAUAACUACUCCAAGUUCACCAGUGCAGCCAGUUCCCUGGGCAUCACGUGCCGGGCCUUCAAGACGACAUUCGGGUCCGCGGCGGAAUUCGAUUUGUAUUCGGAAGUGUUUGAUUCCACGCUGGCUGAUCCGCAUUACGAUGCGAUGCUCCUGCGAGCGCGGCAAAACAGCCGAAUCAUAAUAUUUCUUGCCAAUGGGGAUGAAGUGCGCAAGUUCAUGCUUGUUGCCUAUCGAUUGAACAUGACUGGCGAUGAAUACGUCUACAUUAAUCCGAAGCCAUGUCAGGGUCCGGAAUUUAUCGAACUGCAAGUGGAUCGCAACGACGGCCUGGAUGAUAUAAUUGCUCAAGCUUACAAACCACUGGUGCCCAUUAACUUUGUCAAUCCGAACUACACCGAACUAGCCGGCUGGAUUAACAUGACGACUGAUUUGGCGCGGACGAAAUACAACCACACCUACCAGCAAGACGAGCGGGAAAACGAGAUUGCCUUGUCCAUUCCGGAGAUCAUGUUCGCCAUUGGCAGGGUGCUAAAUGAAAGCACCGUCCCCCUGGAGAACCUGACCACGGCAACAUUCCGUCAGCAGUUUCUCAAUCGCACGUUCUACACACCGGUACGGCGCGUGCGCAUUGGGCCCAAUGGGAUGCGCAUGUCGGAUAGUAUAUUGUACCGACUAAACAGCACCAGCCGGAAAUUUGAGCCGACUUGGUACUACGACUUCCCAAAAGCCAAAUUAUCCGUUCUCAAUCCGCAACUGGAGGGAGACUGGAACGGACGAUCGACGCCUCCGUUAAAUGAGCCAAUUUGCGGCUUCCGCAGCGAUCGGUGUGCGACGGCCAAUGAUGGGAGGACUAUUAUUAUCGCGGCGGUGUGUGGCGGGUGUGGAGCGGUAGUAAUUAUUGGCAUCGCAAUUAUCAUCUACAUAAAAACCGCGUCACUGACAGACAGUUCCAACUGGUGGCUGCUGGAUGCGACGCUUCUACACGGCGAUGAUUACAAACCAGGGUACAGCGUCUUCCAGACAGGUGGCAGCACCAUGCAGUGCUAUUACGGCCAGGAUCGAGUGUGGAUUCGAACGGAGACCGUAGCGAUCACGGAAGCGGAAGUAUUGAGCAAAAAAGCUCUGCGUAGCGUGUUGAUGCAGAUUCGCAAUAUACCUCGCCACGAUACGUUGGGACGCUUUUACGGUGUGGCACGGAUGGAGCAGUAUGUCGGUGUGGUGUGGGAAUACGGGCGCGGACCGUUACGCUGCCUAUUCGCUAACGAGACCAUCAUCGCCGACGUGAUUCUCCAGAAAACGCUCACUUACAAUAUCCUGACGGGUUUGCAAUUUAUCCAUGCGUCACCGUUACGCUGCCACGGAAGUUUGUCAAGUUUAAGCGUCAUCGUAGAUAAUCGUUACACGGCCAAGAUCUGUGAUAUCGGCUCAAUACGGAUAUUCCAAGCAUUAUCGAGAAAGUUUCUGACGCUCGAUACAGAAACCAGCUUUGCACCCGAAUGCGUAACUGAUCCCAGCAACUUCCUUACGCAGGAAAGCGAUAUAUACUCUCUGGGAGUAAUCAUGCAGGAGAUACUAGGCGACGCUGUUAGAAACCAGCAAACGAGCAAAACCAAGCAGCUGCAUGAAGCGCCCUUUAUCCGCCUAAUCAGCGGCGUGAUCGAAGCGUGCCUUUACGAGAAAAAAGAAGCCCGUCCCAGUGUAAAAUCCAUACAGAAUCGUUUAGCUGACUAUCGACCUCGAUUGACCGUCAUUGCCAGUUUGAUCAAACGGUUGGAAGAGCACGCGGAGAAUCUGGAAUUAAUCGUGAUGGCUCGUUCCGCCGAGUUGGUCACGGAGCAGAAUAAAGUCGAUAACUUACUUGCGGAAAUAAUACCACCAUCUCUUAUUAAGAAACUGCGGGACAAAGUCGUUGUUCCACCGGAAGCCUUCGAAUCCGUGACGAUCCUGUUCAGUAGUAUGGUGGGUUUCGAUGUGUUCUGCAAUACGGUGACACCCAUGCAAGUCAGCAGCUUCCUCAACGAGUUGUACACCUUCGUGGACAGCACCCUCCACAUGUACGAUGUGUAUAAAGUGGAGACGGUCAAAGAUGGCUACGUGGUCGCGAGCGGUGUCCCGUUGCGUAAUGGAGAGCGGCACGCGUACGAAGUCGUGUCGCUCGCACAAUAUAUCUUGCUGGAGUUGGAACGGCAGAAAAAGAUUCCGCUAAAAAUCCGAAUAGGCAUCCAUACUGGUCCCAUUGCGGCGGGAAUCAUCGGUGUGAUAAUGCCACGAUAUUGUUUGUUUGGCGACACGAUGAAUACAGCCAGCCGAAUGGAAAGUCAUGGAGAAGCAUCAAGAAUUCACAUCAGCGACAGUACGAAGCUGAAAUUGGAAGAAAUUAAAGCUGCUUCCCGCCUAAAGCUUCUACCGCGGGGUCAAGUGCAAGUGAAGGGUAAGGGAUUGGUCGAAACGUUCUGGAUUGGAUAGAAAGUAAAAGUGUAUAUAGAGCUCGCCGAGGCACAUCUGUGUGAUUUAGUUUCAUUUGGCCUUGUGUGAUCUAAGAAGG